This is a messenger RNA of Eubalaena glacialis (North Atlantic right whale), 1113 nucleotides long. RefSeq names its product prolactin releasing hormone receptor (gene PRLHR). Gene Ontology annotation, cellular component: plasma membrane; neuron projection. Lineage: Eukaryota; Metazoa; Chordata; Mammalia; Artiodactyla; Balaenidae. Gene Ontology annotation, molecular function: neuropeptide binding; neuropeptide Y receptor activity. The coding region runs from base 1 to 1113 and encodes 370 amino acids. The record is from RefSeq and is a predicted model, not a curated record. The transcript has a single exon. Gene Ontology annotation, biological process: G protein-coupled receptor signaling pathway.
AUGGCCUCAUUGCCGACUCAGGGUCCCGGGGACCCUGACUUCUUUUCUGGGCUGCUGCCGGCGGCUUCAACUCCGGCCAACCAGAGCUCAGAAGCCUUGGUGGGCAAUGGGUCGGCGGCUGGUCCGGGCGCUCAGGCCAUCACGCCAUUCCAGAGCCUGCAGCUGGUGCAUCAGCUGAAGGGGCUGAUUGCGCUGCUCUACAGCAUCGUGGUGGUCGUGGGGCUGGUGGGCAACUGCCUGCUGGUGCUGGUAAUCGCACGGGUGCGUCGGCUGCACAACGUGACCAACUUCCUCAUCGGUAACCUGGCCUUGUCGGACGUGCUCAUGUGCACCGCCUGCGUGCCGCUCACGCUGGCCUACGCUUUCGAGCCACGCGGCUGGGUGUUCGGCGGCGGCCUGUGCCACCUGGUCUUCUUCCUGCAGCCCGUCACCGUCUAUGUGUCUGUGUUCACGCUCACCACCAUCGCGGUGGACCGCUACGUCGUGCUGGUGCACCCUCUGCGCCGGCGCAUCUCGCUGCGUCUCAGCGCCUUCGCGGUGCUGGCCAUCUGGGCGCUGUCCGCGGUGCUGGCGCUGCCGGCCGCCGUGCACACCUACCACGUCGAGCUCAAGCCACACCGCGUGCGCCUCUGCGAGGAGUUCUGGGGGUCCCAGGAGCGCCAACGCCAGCUCUACGCUUGGGGGCUGCUGCUCGUCACCUACCUGCUCCCCCUGCUGGUCAUCCUCUUGUCUUAUGUCCGGGUGUCGGUGAAGCUCCGCAACCGCGUGGUGCCGGGCUGCGUGACCCCGAGCCAAGCGGACUGGGAUCGCGCGCGCCGCCGCCGCACCUUCUGCCUGCUGGUGGUGGUGGUGGUGGUGUUCGCCGUCUGCUGGCUGCCCCUGCACGUCUUCAACCUGCUGCGGGAUCUCGACCCGCGCGCCAUAGACCCCUAUGCCUUCGGGUUAGUGCAGCUGCUGUGCCACUGGCUCGCCAUGAGCUCGGCCUGCUACAACCCCUUCAUCUACGCCUGGCUGCACGACAGCUUCCGCGAGGAGCUACGCAAGCUGUUGCUCACCUGGCCCCGCAAGAUCGCGCCGCGCGGCCAGAGCAUGACAGUCAGCGUGGUCAUCUGA